AAAACGAGCUAGUCAAUUAUGGUCACACUUGUUACCCAAGCUGAAGCCGCGUCAAAUUUGUUUACAAUUUCUUAAAUUGCACAAUUUACAACAAUGUCGCAGCCAGUUAAGAAAUGUGCAACAGAAUCAAUUGAGGAGUCCUACAAUCGGCACAUGCCAAUAGCAGCAAAAAUACAAGCAGAUUUCGAUAAAGCACUAAAGGAAAUCUUUGCAGAUAUGAGUCCUGAAUGCUUGGAGCCAUUUGCGGCGAUACUGUUGGAACAUGAGAACACUGUAAUGAACAAGGAGACUUUAAUCGAACGUAUCAGCUCAAAAAUGGGUCAAGUGUUGCCUCAGAUAAACGAGAGUUUCUUUGUUGCCAAUGAUGUGGGUAAAAAACUAAUAACAUUGGAGGUGCUGAAAGAAAAGUUUGAGCCUUACAAAGGGACCAGCUGGAAUGUUCACAAAUUGACCCCAGAGGAACGCACUCGCCCGGUACGCAUGCGUCUCAUGGAUUCCAGCAUACGCUUUAUUGAACACCAAUUAAAGUCGCAGGAGAAGAAGAUAGAGGAGGCCAUGGCGAAGACUAAAGCGAAUCGUGAGCUUAUACAGAAUAUUCAGAACGAUCGGGUCAAGCUUUAUGCGUUGAUGCAACAACAGUCGAGUUUUUAUAAGGAGAUUAAACCCAAACUAUUGGACCAGCACAAAAAACUGAUAGAAAAGGAAGAAGAAGAAUUGAAGUAAACAGUUAAAUCAAAAUAUUAAAUAAGUGUGUACAUAAAAAAUUUGAAUAAAACUAUUUGUCAAUUACUGAUUAACA
This is a messenger RNA of Drosophila albomicans, 799 nucleotides long. RefSeq lists its product as uncharacterized. The record is from RefSeq and is a predicted model, not a curated record. The transcript has 4 exons. NCBI's taxonomy places the organism in Eukaryota, Metazoa, Arthropoda, Insecta, Diptera, Drosophilidae. Bases 94 to 723 code for a protein of 209 amino acids.